UUUUUUUUCUUUAAUUUGACGAAACGAGAAGAUUGUUUAAAACCUGUCUUCAUGAAGGUUUCAAAUAAAAACAACGAAUCGAGGAAUCCACGGACUAACCGACAGGUUUUUAGUUUCUCGGUCGAUCCGUUCGGUUUCACAACACAAUGUCUUUGUUAUUAGCAUACGUGGUUUUUAAAUAUAUGACAUUUACAACAAUUGGUCAACAACUUAGCCUUCCAGUUAAUUCUAGGUGUUUAUUAUAUAACGGUGAUAUCGGGGUAUGCAAAAGAGUCGAUUUUUGCGCAUCAGCAAGAGAAAUGUUGUUAAAUCAUGAACGACCGAUUGUGUGUAGUUUCGAAGAAACAUCUCCUUUUAUACCGAUCGUUUGUUGCGUACCAGAAAAUGAUUUACCUUAUGAUCCCACCCUUGCGACGUUUACUUUUAAACCAACCACUUCAAUUCCAAAUUUAAAUGAAUCAAAAGAAAAUAAUAGGGACCUAAAUCAAGCUAGUGAUGCAACAACUCGUAUUGAUGGCCAAAAAAGCGCUGAAAAAUGCAGAGAAUAUAAAAGUCUCGAAUACAAAUUUCCUGAUAAAUCUGUAUUGACAACAACAACAACACCAGCGCCGUAUCAAGAAGUUCUUAUUAACCCCCAUAAAUUUAUAACUGGGGGAAUUGAUGCGUUACCUUUAGAGUUUCCCCAUGUUGCUUUGUUGGGGUAUGGGGAUCCAAAUGAUAUUCAUUGGCUCUCAGGGGGUGGCUUAAUAAGCGAAAACUUCAUUUUAACAGCAGCUCAUUGUUUAUCAGCCGAUUUAUAUGGAACAGUUAAAUACGUUCGUUUAGGUGAUUUAGAUAUUCGCUCAAACGACGAUGACGCAUUUCCUGUAGAAUACGAAGUUGCAGAAGUUUUCGAAUUUCCUGAAUAUCGCCCGGAUAGUAAAUAUCACGAUAUAGGGUUGGUUCGAUUAAAAAAGAACGUUGAUUUUAAUGCGUAUAUAAAACCGGCCUGUAUUUAUGUGCCAAGGGAGUUCCCAAAAAAUGUACGAUUUAUUGUGGCGGGAUGGGGGAGGGUUUAUUUCGGGGGGACUCAUCCCAAUAAUUUGCAAAAAGUUGAAUUAAAUAUUACGGAGAUUGAAACUUGUUCUAAAACUUAUAGUAGGCAAACUAACGGAUUGGAAAAUGGGGUGAAUCUUGAUACGCAGAUUUGUGCUGAAGGAGCUGACCCAGGUGGAGAUACUUGCCAAGGUGAUUCGGGGACACCUUUAAAUUUUUUUGAGUCACAAUUGUAUCAAAUUGUGGGAGUUACAUCGUUUGGGAUAAAUUGUGGUAUUGCACCGGCGAUUUAUACGAGAGUGUCUUAUUAUAUUAAUUGGAUUGAAGGAAUUGUAUGGCCUUAAAAUGUUUUAUAACAAUAUUAAGAUUUUUUUCAAUAAAGUAAAUCAACUAUAACAUAAGUACUA
This is a messenger RNA of Onthophagus taurus, 1442 nucleotides long. RefSeq names its product venom protease-like. The record is from RefSeq and is a predicted model, not a curated record. Gene Ontology annotation, molecular function: serine-type endopeptidase activity. Gene Ontology annotation, biological process: proteolysis. Lineage: Eukaryota; Metazoa; Arthropoda; Insecta; Coleoptera; Scarabaeidae.